Molecule: messenger RNA, 12686 nt
Organism: Alexandromys fortis (reed vole)
Lineage: Eukaryota; Metazoa; Chordata; Mammalia; Rodentia; Cricetidae
Gene: Mprip
Product: myosin phosphatase Rho interacting protein
Exons: 25
Coding region: 286-7563 (2425 amino acids)
Cellular component (GO): actin cytoskeleton
Molecular function (GO): actin filament binding
Source: RefSeq, a predicted model, not a curated record
AGCGCGACGGCUGGACUUGCCGGCCGGCGCCUUGGGGGCGGCCGCGGUGGAGGCAGCGGCCCGAGGCCGCGUCCGUCCAUGGGCCCGCAGCGGCCGGGCGGCGGGGCGGGGCGCGAGGCGGCGCGCGCGCUCUGAGGCCGCGGCGAGCAAGCGGGGCGCGGCGUGAGCGGGGAGGCCUUUCCGGGCCUGCGGCGGCCAGCGCAAAAUGCGGCGGCGGCCGCGCUGAGUCCCGACCUCCGGGAGCGCGCUGGGCCGAAGUGGCUCGCGCCUUGGCCGCUUGGCGACAUGUCGGCGGUCAAGGAAAACCCGUGCAGGAAAUUUCAGGCCAACAUCUUCAACAAGAGCAAGUGUCAGAACUGCUUCAAGCCCCGCGAGUCGCAUCUGCUCAACGACGAGGACCUGACGCAGGCUAAACCCAUUUAUGGUGGCUGGCUGCUCCUGGCUCCAGAUGGCACUGACUUUGAUAACCCAGUGCACCGGUCUCGGAAAUGGCAGCGACGAUUCUUCAUCCUGUAUGAGCAUGGCCUUCUGCGCUACGCCCUGGAUGAGAUGCCUACCACCCUCCCUCAGGGCACCAUCAACAUGAACCAGUGCACAGAUGUGGUGGAUGGGGAGACCCGCACUGGGCAGAAGUUCUCCCUCUGCAUUCUGACGCCCGACAAGGAACAUUUUAUCAGGGCAGAGACCAAGGAGAUUAUCAGUGGGUGGCUAGAGAUGCUCAUGGUGUAUCCCAGAACCAACAAGCAGAACCAGAAGAAGAAACGGAAAGUGGAGCCACCCACCGCACAGGAGCCUGGGCCUGCUAAGAUGGCUGUCACAAGCAGCACUGGUGGUGGCAGUGGCAGCAGCAGUAGCAGCAUUCCCAGUGCCGAGAAAGUUCCUACCACCAAAUCCACACUCUGGCAGGAAGAAAUGAGAGCCAAAGACCAGCCUGAUGGGAACAGCCUGAAUCCAGCUCAGAGUCCCAGCCAAAGCCUGCCUCCUGCUGCUUGCACCCCACGGGAACCAGGGCCAGAAAGCAAAGAAGAUGAAAGCGCCAUGAGUGGGGACCGUGUGGAUAGUGGUCGGAAAGUACGGGUAGAGAGUGGCUACUUCUCCCUGGAGAAGGCCAAGCAGGACCUGAGGGCUGAGGAGCAGCUGCCUCCACCACUCUCUCCACCCAGCCCCAGCACCCCACACAGCAGGUAUGGUUGUCCUGGAUCGCCUUCACAGGAACUCAGCCACCCCCUUCACUCCUCAGGUCUUCCAGCCCCAAGUCGCAUGGUCUACAGCAUCUGCCCUGACAGCAUGGGUGAGGCCAGCAGGCCGCCCAACCACAUGGACUCCAGCAGUGCUGGGGGGUGGGGAACAGAGAUACUGGGGAGCACCUUUGCCUUUAAAGUCAGCAGGCAGUAUGCCGCCCUGGCCGACGUCCCUAAGGCCAUCCGGAUCAGCCAUCGAGAAGCCUUCCAGGUGGAGAGAAGGCGGUUGGAGCGUAGGACUCGGGCCCGGAGCCCUGGCAGGGAAGAGGUGGCCCGUCUGUUUGGCAACGAGCGGAGGAGGUCCCAGGUAAUUGAGAAAUUUGAGGCCUUGGACAUUGAAAAGGCAGAGCACAUGGAAACCAACAUGCUGAUUAUGACCACUCCAUCAAGUGACACUCGUCAGGGCCGCAGUGAGAAACGGGCCAUCCCUAGAAAGCGGGACUUUGCCAGUGAAGCCCCCACAACUCCUCUCUCAGAUGCUUGUCCCCUGUCUCCACACCGAAGAGCCAAGUCAUUGGACAGGAGGUCCACAGAAUCCUCCAUGACGCCUGACCUACUGAAUUUCAAGAAAGGCUGGCUAACCAAGCAGUAUGAGGAUGGCCAGUGGAAGAAACACUGGUUUGUCCUGGCCGAUCAGAGCCUGAGAUACUACAGGGAUUCCGUGGCUGAGGAGGCAGCUGACCUAGAUGGAGAAAUUGACUUGUCCACCUGUUAUGAUGUCACCGAGUAUCCAGUCCAGAGAAACUAUGGCUUUCAGAUUCAUACCAAGAAGGGUGAGUUCACCCUGUCAGCCAUGACAUCUGGCAUACGACGGAACUGGAUCCAGACCAUUAUGAAACAUGUGCUCCCAGCAUCUGUCCCAGAUGUGACCAGCUCAUUGCCUGAGGAAAAGAAUAAAAGCACACCUUCUUUUGAGACCUGCCCGAGGCCACAUGAGAAGCAAGAAACUGAGCCAGGAGAGCCAGAUCCUGAGCAAAAGAAGAGCCGUGCUCGAGAGCGGAGGCGGGAGGGCCGCUCCAAGACGUUUGAUUGGGCUGAAUUCCGCCCCAUUCAACAGGCCCUGGCUCAAGAAAGGGCCAACACUGUGGGGUCCUCUGAUGCUGGUGAACCUGGGCGUCUUGAAGCAGAGCCAGGUGAGCUGGAGCGUGAACGAGCCCGAAGGCGAGAAGAGCGCCGCAAGCGCUUUGGGAUGCUGGAAACCGUUGAUGGGCCAGGUAUGGAGGAUACAGCCCUACGUAUGGACAUAGACCGGAGCCCAGGGCUGCUGGGAGCCCCUGACCUCAAGACACAGAAUGUCCAUGUGGAAAUUGAGCAGCGGUGGCACCAAGUGGAGACUACCCCUCUCAGGGAGGAGAAACAGGUGCCUAUUGCCCCUCUGCAUCUAUCCUUGGAGGACAGAAGUGAACGGCUCUCCACACAUGAGCUCACCUCUCUGCUAGAGAAAGAGCUGGAGCAGAGCCAGAAAGAGGCCUCGGAUCUUCUAGAGCAGAAUCGGCUUUUGCAGGACCAGUUAAGGGUGGCCCUGGGCCGAGAGCAGAGUGCCCGGGAGGGCUAUGUGCUGCAGACUGAAGUGGCCACUUCCCCAUCGGGUGCCUGGCAGAGGCUCCAUAGAGUCAACCAAGACCUCCAAAGUGAGCUGGAAGCUCAGUGCCGGCGACAAGAGCUCAUCACCCAGCAGAUUCAGACACUGAAACAUAGCUAUGGGGAGGCCAAGGAUGCAAUCCGGCACCAUGAGGCUGAGAUUCAAACCCUGCAAGCAAGACUUGGUAAUGCAGCUGCAGAACUGGCCCUUAAGGAGCAGGCUCUAGCCAAGCUCAAGGGUGAGCUGAAGCUGGAGCAGGGCAAAGUCCGUGAGCAACUGGAGGAAUGGCAGCACAGCAAGGCCAUGCUGAGUGGCCAAUUGAGGGCCAGUGAGCAGAAACUCAAAAGUACAGAAGCCUUACUGCUAGAGAAGACACAAGAACUGAGGGACCUAGAAACGCAGCAGGCAUUGCAAAAGGACCGACAGAAGGAGGUACAGAGGCUGCAGGAAUGCAUUGCUGAGCUCAGCCAGCAGCUAGGUACCAGUGAGCAGGCCCAGCAUUUGAUGGAGAAGAAGUUGAAGAGGAACUACACAUUGUUACUGGAGAGCUGUGAGCAGGAGAAGCAGGCACUUUUGCAGAACCUCAAGGAGGUAGAGGACAAGGCUAGUGCCUAUGAGGACCAGCUACAAAGCCAUGUGCAGCAGGUGGAGGCCCUUCAGAAAGAGAAACUGAGUGAAACAAGCAAAGGCAGUGAGCAGGUGCACCAGCUAGAGGAAGAGCUAGAAGCCCGGGAGGCUAGCAUCCGCCAGUUAGCCCAGCACGUACAGAGCCUCCAUGAUGAACGGGAUCUCAUCAAGCAGCAAUUCCAAGAACUCAUGGAACGUGUGGCCACGUCUGAUGGGGAUGUGGCUGAGCUCCAAGAGAAGCUGAGAGGAAGAGAAGCUGACUACCAGAACCUAGAGCACUCACACCACAAGGUCUCUAUCCAGCUACAGAGUGUACGCACUCUGCUGAGAGAAAAGGAAGAAGAACUGAAGCACAUUAAGGAAGCACAUGAGAGAGUUCUAGAAAAGAAAGACCAAGACCUUAAUGAGGCUUUGGUUAAAAUGAUUGCCUUGGGCAGCAGCUUAGAGGAAACAGAAAUUAAGCUGCAGGAAAAGGAAGAGUGUCUAAGAAGAUUUGUAAGUGAUUCUCCAAAGGAUGCCAAAGGGCCUCAGAGUACGGCAGAGCAAACGGAGGAGGACCGUGGCAUUUUGCCCCUAGGCUCAGUCACCAGAGUAUUUCCAGGCUUUCCCCACUCACAGCCAGAGGACGAAGACCCAGGUGCUGGCCUAGGGGAAGAAUGUAACAGUGGUAGCCCCAGCAGAGAGGAGAACGUGGUACCACCAAAGUCUGCAGAUGUGCCUGACAGGGAUGGGCAUCUGCAAAGCACCUCUAAGUCUGACCAGGGAGCACCUGUAAAAAGGCCAAGAAUCCGGUUCUCCACAAUCCAGUGCCAAAGAUACAUACACCCAGAGGGUUGUGCAAAGGCCUGGACUAGCAGCACAUCAUCAGACACCAGCCAGGACCAGUCACCCUCAGAGGACAGUGUGUCCUCAGAAGCUACCCCUAGCACACUCCCUGCAGCUGCAGAUGCUGAAACCUAUAUCUCUAUAAUCCACUCCCUGGAGACAAAGCUCUAUGUCACAGAGGAGAAACUCAAAGACGUGACCGUGAGGCUGGAGAGCCAGCAGGGCCAGAGUCAGGAGGCAUUGCUUGCAUUGCACCAGCAGUGGGCUGGCACUGAGGCACAGUUGAGGGAGCAACUCCGUGCCAGCCUACUACAGGCUAGCGCACUGGCCUCUCAGCUAGAGAAAGAGAGACAGGAGAAGGCAAUAAACAUUGAACACCACUCUGGGGAGCUGGAAGACUUCCAAGCCAAAAAUAGCCAAGCCCUGACAUGCUUAGAAAACUGCUGGAAAAAGCUAAGGUCUCUGCCAUUUGCUGACCAGGAGGAGGGACAGGAUGCAUGUGCAGCCUCCCUGGCUAACAUAGAGAGUAUGCUUGUGAGUGCUAUAAAGGCCCUUCAGCCUUGGGAAUCCCCAGCAGACAGCAGGACACAGACUGAGCAAGAGACAAGGCAUCCCAUGGAAAGUGGUCUGGCAACUCAUGUUCAGGAGCCCUACCAGCCCAUAUUGAAUGAACAGGAACAUAGGAAGCUACUUUCUGCUCAGAUAGUUCUGGAGGCCUCACUCAUCAACCAAAUUGCUGACUCUCUAAAAAAUACCACUUCAGAUGUGUAUGGUGUUCUCCGUGAGCUUACUCAGUCAGGGGAGUGGCCUCUGAAGGAAGAAAGUACUGCCCUCUCUGCUGGGGCUCCAAUGGAGAUUUGGGCCAAGAAGGUACUGGUGAAUGGUGAGUUCUGGAACCAGGUCGAGUCCCUAAGUAAGCACCUAGGGACACUGGGAGAAGAAGCAGCCUGCACGUCAGGAGACAGGCAGCAGCAUAUUUCCCAAAGUCUGGCUGAUGCCACAUGGAUUCGUGCAGAGCUCAGCUAUGCCACACAAUCAUUAAGAGAAUUGUUCCACCAUAGGCUACAGAGCAUACAGGAGACCCUACAGGGGACCCAGGCAGCCCUACAGCAGCACAAGUGCAUGCUGGGAGAAAUCUUGGGAGCCUACCAAACCCCAGACUUUGAAAGAGUAAUACAGCAGAUCUUAGAAACCCUCAGGCAUCCAGCUGGCAGGGAGGACCAAGUACAAACAUCCUGGGACCAGAGCCCAUUAGGAGAGGUACUGAGGCCAGGCACAGAUGGCUCCCAAGAGCCUUUGCAGGCUUUCCAUCAGAGCCCUGAAGUCCUUGCUGCCAUUCAGGAUGAGCUGGCCCAGCAGCUGAGGGAAAAGGCUAGCAUCCUUGAGGAGAUUUCAGCUGCCUUACCAGCCCUGCCUCCCACAGAGCAACUAGGGGGUUGCCAAAGGCUUCUGCAAAUGUCACAGCAUCUCUCAUAUGAUGCUUGUCUAGAGGGCCUUGGUCAGUAUUCUUCAUUACUGGUUCAAGAUGCAAUUAUUCAGGCUCAGGUGUGUUAUGCAGCAUGCAGAAUUCGGCUGGAGUAUGAAAAGGAGCUGCGGUUUUACAAGAAGGCCUGUCAGGAGGCCACAGGGGUCUCUUGCCAGAAGCGUGCACAAGCAGUUGGAGCCCUGAAGGAGGAGUAUGAAGAACUUCUCCAGAAACAGAAGAGUGAGUACCAGAAGGUGAUCUCCCUCAUUGAAAAGGAAAACACUGAGCUCAAGGCCAAGGUGAGCCAGAUGGAUCAUCAACAGAGAUGUCUACAAGAGGCAGAAAGCAAACAUAGUGAAAACAUGUUUGCCCUGCAGGGCAGAUAUGAGGAGGAGAUCAGGUGCAUGGUGGAGCAACUGAGCCACACGGAAAAUACACUGCAGGCUGAGCGUAGCCGGGUUCUCAGCCAGCUAGACGCUUCAGUCAAAGACAGGCAGGCCAUGGAACAGCAACAUGUGCAGCAAAUGAAGAUGCUGGAGGACAGAUUCCAGCUGAAGGUCCGGGAGCUACAAGCUGUCCAUCAGGAGGAGCUCAGGGCCUUGCAGGAACACUACAUAUGGAACUUGCGGGGAGCCCUCAGCUUCUGCCAAUCCUCACACCCAGAUUCCCCACUGGCUCCCAGGCCAUCUGAACCCAGAACUGUGCCAACAGCCAAGGAUGAGGCUGAAUCGAUGACAGGGCUACGAGAACGUAUCCAGGAGUUGGAGGCCCAAAUGGACGUCAUGCGAGAGGAGCUGGGCCACAAAGAGCUGGAGGGUGAUGUGGCCACCUUGCGGGAGAAGUACCAGCGGGACUUUGAGAGCCUCAAGGCUACAUGUGAGCGAGGCUUUGCUGCCAUGGAAGAGACACACCAGAAGAAGAUUGAAGACCUACAGAGGCAACACCAGCGGGAGCUAGAGAAGCUGCGGGAGGAAAAGGACCGCCUCCUGGCUGAGGAGACAGCUGCCACCAUCUCAGCCAUUGAAGCCAUGAAGAAUGCUCACCGGGAGGAGAUGGAACGGGAGUUAGAGAAGAGUCAGCGGUCUCAGAUCAGCAGCAUCAAUUCGGACAUCGAAGCUCUGAGGCGGCAGUACCUGGAGGAGCUGCAGUCAGUGCAGAGGGAGCUGGAGGUUCUUUCGGAGCAGUACUCCCAAAAGUGCCUGGAGAAUGCACACCUGGCCCAGGCGCUGGAGGCCGAGCGGCAGGCCCUGCGGCAAUGCCAGCGUGAGAACCAGGAACUCAAUGCCCAUAACCAGGAACUAAAUAAUCGCUUGGCUGCAGAAAUCACACGGUUGAGGACACUACUGACUGGAGAUGGUGGCAGCGAGUCCACUGUGUUACCACUCACACAGGGCAAGGAUGCCUACGAGUUAGAGGUCUUGUUGCGGGUCAAAGAGUCAGAAAUACAAUACCUGAAGCAGGAGAUCAGCUCCCUCAAGGAUGAACUCCAGACAGCCUUGCGGGAUAAGAAAUAUGCUAGUGACAAGUACAAAGACAUCUAUACAGAGCUCAGCAUUGCAAAGGCCAAAGCUGACUGUGAUAUCAGCAGGUUGAAAGAGCAGCUGAAAGCAGCCACAGAGGCCCUGGGCGAGAAAUCUCCUGAAGGCACUACUGUAUCAGGAUACGACAUAAUGAAAUCUAAAAGCAAUCCUGACUUCCUGAAAAAAGACAGAUCCUGUGUUACCCGGCAACUCAGGAACAUCAGGUCUAAGAGUCUGAAGGAAGGCCUGACGGUGCAGGAACGCUUGAAGCUCUUUGAAUCCAGGGACUUGAAGAAAGACUAACUGCAUCCUGUCCCACCUGACACAUCCUUCCAGUUGGUGGCAGCACAAGCCCAGUGUGGCUUUCAUUUCAUCUGUGCUUUUCACUGUUGCCAUCAUUAACUGUGGGUAUGGAUGCAUGAGAGACUGCUGUGUGGGGUAAUUUGCUCCAUCCCUUCCCUGUUGAUUCCAGCUUAUUGUCUGUAUCACAGCUUUUCCCAUGGUAUUCUCGGAUUAGUCACACUCAAGUAGCAGUGGGGAGGGCUCCCCACUGACAUCUGAGCAGGACCCCUGUCCUCCACCACACUCACUGUCAGUAUUAAGGCACAGCAGCCUGUUAAUAAGCUAGCCUGCCUCAGAUUACACAUGUGGGGACCUGCCAUUGGCUCUGCUCUACCACACACAGCUGAGCACCACCCCUGCUGGUUAGAGCAGAACUGCUGAAUGUUCUAGUCUGGCCUGGUUGUGGAGGGGCCUUGGAUAGUGUCCAGCCUGCCCCCCAUUUCCUUUCAACCUGAGAGGACAGCAUUUUGUAUUUGGCCCACUGAUGCAGCUUAUAACCAUAUCCCAGAUAAUCCUGGCAAAUCUUUCACAACCUGGAAAAUGUUGAAAGCAACCAAUCCUAUUUUGGUUUUUUAUUAAAUCUUGCACAAAAGCCCCGGCCCCUCUCAUUCCUUCCUCCGCUCGUGCCUCCCUUGCUAUGAUAACCCUGGUCUAUUGGUGGCUAGGAAUGGUGACCUGCAGCCUGCACCUUCAGGCUUGUCAAGUAUGAUGAUCCUUCCCCAGGCCAUCUAGAGGAGAGAAACUGCUGGGUUUUAACCUGUCUGAAAAGAAGUUGUCAAUGUUGCAUGGGGAAGGGAUGAGAGGAGACCUGUUGUCAGGGCAACAUGCUUGUGCUCAGGACUCCAGUCUGAGCUCUGGGAGGUUCCCUUGAGGUGUCUGCUUCUCAUGGAGCCAUUACAGGGAGCCUGUGCUAACAAGUUUGCUUUUCUAGCUAGCUGAACAGGACCUUUCAGACUACCCAAAGCAUUCUAUGUUGUUUCCUUAAAAUUUCUGUUCUCAUUUAAAAAAAGAUCAUACUAUAAGAUGCAGCACACAAAAGAGCCCCAUGUCAGAUCCCACUGUCCUCAGUCCCAAAUCCCUGGCUUGAGUUUCCAUUUUGUGUUGAGUGGGUCAGAUGGUCUCUGGGUACACAAGUUCAACUCAUGUAUGAAUCCCUUCCGUCAGUUCUACAGGAGUUGAUGUUCAAGGCCAUCCAGUGUCCAGCUGGCCUUGAAGUAGACAGGCAAAACCCCAAGAUACCUGCUUUAUGACAUAUCCAAGUGCACUGCUGGCCAACAGACAAGCCCUGGGUACAUCCCCUUUGCACAGAUUUUUAAGUUCCUCAUUGGCACAUGCUGCUCAGUUAUCAUUUAUGUUUGCAGCAUUGGGCAAGUCAGAUCAGUUGAAAACAAGUUGCUGCUGAAACAGUGUUUUGAGCUCAGAGUGGUCCACACAGUAGUAUGUGCGUGGCUGGGAUUCAGGAGCUAUAGUUUUGUGUUGAGGACCACUGUUCUCUCUGGUGUGGUUCCUUUACAAUGUCCUGCUGCCCUUGGGACUCUGUGGCCCCAGUGAAAUCAUCUUCCUGCCGUGCCACAGAGCCUUCUGAAGAUGACAAGCCUACACAGGUCAAAGAACCUCAGAACUCUUGGACAUGACCUUUGCUAAACACAGUACCUUUGAGUCAGAGACAAGGGUUGGGAGAUAAGCUGUACCUAUCUCAUCUGCCACUCACGCUCCCACUGAAGGCUCACUUUUGCCACGAUACAGUUAACUUUGCUCUAGGGCUGAUUUCAUGUAUAGGUGUUUGGUGUAUUGACCAGAUACUGAACUGACAGUACAAGGAUGCCUGGAUCAUCUCCCACUCUCCAAGCCACUCUGAGCAGUAAUGUGAAUCAGGGUGUAUCUUGAGUUUCUUGGCAGUGACUUCUGGCAGAAGUGAACCAGGAAAGAAGCUGGUCUUCUGUGUCCCUGGUGGCCAUGCAGGCCCACUGCAGCAUUUUAUUUGGCCUGCUGCUGUCCUCUGUCAGUUCCCUUCCCCCAGACUGUGCCAGGAUCACUUUUGCCUGACCUCCUUAACAGGCAUCCCAUUCCCUGGAAAGAAGCUGAAGGUGGUGUAUUCCAGAGAGGAGGCAUCAAAUGUACAAGUAGAGUUGGUCCGGACAUUAGUAGAAGACGAUGCUUGCUGAGUUUGGAGUAGUGUAGCUCAAGAAGCCUCAAAGCUACUCCCAGCCCAAACAUCAGUGGCAUGCUUUCUCCGUUUCAUGUUGGGAGCAGCAUUAAAAUUUAUUCCAGAAUUUUAUUUUCUUGUAAAUAUACAUAUGUAAUCUGCCAGCAUCUGCAAGCAAACUGCCAUUACAGGGAACCUACCUGACAUCAUUAGACAACCAAUGUGAGCACAUGCUUAAAUUACAUCCUGCACAUGUGUGGUGCCCAGCAGCUGAGCAGAGAGCAUGUUUGUCACACGGGGCUGCAGAUUUUCCAGUGUGGUUGUGUCCACAGAGCCAGGGCCAUAAUGGGAAGCCCAUUGUUUCAGGCAUACCAGAAGAGGUCAGGACCUCAUGAAGUAGGGAAAUCCAGAAGGAAGAAGGCUGAGAAUGUGUAAAUUCACUGAGAGAAAGCUAAAGUCAGAGUUGACCCUCUACAGGAUCCAUCAGAACAGUACUGAACUGUAUGUAGUGGUGUAUGUCUGUACUCUUGCACUAAGGGCUCCAAGUUCCAGGUCAGUCUGGACUAUGUAACAAGGUUCUGACUCAAAAUACAGAUGGGUUAAGGGUAUGUACAGCUUAAUAAUCAUAGAACCACCUACCUAGCCUAGGGUUCAACUAUAGCAUUACAAAAAACAUACUUGUGAACUUCAGAACAUAUGUCAAAAAGGAGCCUGAGAGAUUUAACUAGGAGAAAACUGGUGUGAAAGAUGUUUGAUGGGAUGUAUACUACUGUUAACUUCCCUACAAAGGGUGCACUGACUUCUACCCUGGAACUAUAGAGAACUCCUCAUUGCUGGCACUUAUCUGGUGCUGAGGAAAGUGGCUGGAUACUGCAUAGCCUGCACUGUUUGUGUGAACCUGCAGGCCUGUCCCACACACCAAGUGGUCUUUCUUCUGACCUCCAACCAUACCCUGGCUCCCAAAAACAGGCUGGAUUAAGCACACAGAGGUCCCAUGCAUCCUGACAUCAGGGAGAACUCUGGAGUUUCCCACUCCUGCCUCCAUGUAUGUAUCCAAUGCAAACUGCACACCAAAGUUGGCUGGCAGCUACAGGCAGACUCAGCCCCCAAAUGCACAAGCAUACCCAGUCCCCACUCUGCUGGUGGAGGGGACAGUUUCCUUCCAGCUGACUGGCCUACACCUUGCAAAGCACUAUAGACUACCAGUGCAGGGAUGUAUACAGCCUUUCCCAAGGGAGCACUCAGCCUUUCCUAUAUAUCAGCAAUUAACAUUAAGUAUUUCUGAGACAUGAUACAGAGAUUUCAGUGCCACUUUUUUUUUUAAAAAAAAAAACAUCUUGUCUAGACAUCCCUUUAGGGGGUGUAUAGGGCAGUGUUGGAUUCAGUGCAAACCCCACUCAGACAUCAGAAGACCAUGAGUUAGUGAGCUAUGGUAGCUCACACAUUCAAUCCAGCACUUGGGAGGCAAAGACAAGCUAAGUUUAAGGCCAGCCUGGUCUACAUAAUGAGUUCCAGAAGAGUCAGGGCUACACAAUGAAACCCUAUCUAAAAAUAACCCAAACAACAAAAAAGAAUGAGUUAUUAACUAGUCUUUUUAAGGGCUUUGCAGAGAAUACCUGACCCACACUUGUAGCAAGCCCUUAGCAGUGCCCUGGUUUUUACCCAAAGUUCUCAGAGACUCCGGUAGUGUCACUCAAGAAAAAACAGGACUACCUGAGGCACUUUUGGCACCCAGCCUUCAUGUUUCUUAGUGUUUUUGUUAGGGGAACUGGCUGGGGUCGUAAGUCUGGGUGCCUAGCUUCUGAUAGAAGUGCAGGGCUGGGCUGUGCAGGAGCAGCCUGGCCAUCAGUCUCUAUCUAGCUGCCUGACUGUGUGUGUGUGUGUGUNUGUGUGUGUGUGUGUGUGUGUGUGUGUGUGUGUGAGAGAGAGAGAGAGAGAGAGAGAGAGAGAGAGAGAGAGAGAGAGAGAGAGCGCGAGCGAGCUGGAGUCCAGGAAGCUCCUGGUUAUAUUUCUGUGACACUGGUAAGGAGCAAGCCCCAUCAGUAGAGAGUUUAAAAACUGGACAGCUCAGAACUGAAGGACUUCAGGGCCUCUCCAAUUUCUGUGGGUCACAGGUGGGCCUGGCACAGCUUCCAUGGCCACCAUCAUUUGCUGUAAGACGUGCAAUUAUAAGAAUCCAAGCUGAAUCCCACUCCAGCUUGCCAGUCAACAUGCCCUUGGCUCAUUUCUGCUUUAGAAGUUAGUCGUACCACACAUCUAAUUUUAUUUUAGCUAGGAAUAGAUCGUAAAGAACACUAAACUCAGUAUUAGUUUCUAUCACAAACUUCAAUUUAAAUCACUGUAAGCUUUACCUUUGGUUUUAAUACCAGGAUUCAAAACCAGUUCUGUGGUACUUAACCAGUGUGGCUUUCUGUAGGUGUGCUGUGUACAAUAUAUUGUAAGUAUCACAGUCACAGUGGCUCCUUGACAAUCAGAACUUUAGGUGACCUCCCACUACAGCUGCUUGAUUGGGGCUGAGGUACAUGUCUGUGUACAGAGCACCACACAGGGCCACUUGGCGGCAAUCACAGGCUUGUGCCAUCUCACCUGGUAUUGAAUUUCUGUUCUGAUACAAUUUGGUCGCCAGACUAAAUAUUAUAUGUAGAAGAAAAUGGAGCCUCACUGAGCCAGGGAGGCUGUGAGCACAGCUGUUCAGAACCAGUUUAGGCGUCAGUGUAUGUGCACAGGGUGUGGCCUUCCUCCAGAUAAAGUAUCCCCUAACUCAAAGUUCUUACGGUCCAGUGUGAGGUGUUCACUACAACUGAAAUGUUAAUUUGUAGAAAUAUUUAUUCCUUUGUGUGACAAGCUAGAGUCCGUGGCUGUAGCUAACCAUUUUUAUUGUGUAAAUACUGCUUGAUUUUACAUGAACUGUAUCAUAAUAAACUAUUUUUGCAUUGCC